GUGCUCGCGGAGCGCUCGUGCGAUGAUGGGACUGUAGCGCCGUUAGCGGCAGCCUCCUUCUCUUCCAUCAUGGCUCCCUCGAUAGACAGGCACGGAUACUGGGGGCGGCCGACCUCAACGCUGGACUGGUGUGAAGAAAACUAUGUCGUGUCCUUUUACAUCGCCGAAUUUUGGAACACCGUCAGUAACCUGAUUAUGAUUCUUCCUCCCAUUUAUGGAGCCAUCCAGACAUUUCGUGACGGCCUUGAGUCUCGCUACAUCUUUUCUUUCCUCGGACUGGCUGCUGUUGGUGUUGGUUCCUGGUGCUUCCACAUGACGCUGCUAUAUGAGAUGCAGUUACUGGAUGAGUUACCAAUGAUCUACAGUACUUGUGUCUUUGUCUACUGUCUAUAUGAAUGCUUCAAGCAAGAGAACAGCAUCAGCUUUUUUCCCAUUGCGUUAUUAUUAAUCUUCAGCAUUUCGGUCACUGUGGUAUACUUACAGUGGAAAGAGCCAGUGUUUCACCAGGUCAUGUAUGGUGCUCUAGUAGCUUGUCUAGUGAUGCGCUCUAUCUUCAUUGUUACAUGGGUGUACCCGUGGCUCAGGCCGCUGUGUUACACCUCCUUAGGUAUCUUUUUGUUAGGAUUCCUGCUGUGGAACAUUGACAAUAUCUUCUGUGAUUCAUUAAGAGCCAGUAGACAAACGCUGCCCCCUGGUGUUGGAGUCGUAACACAGUUCCAUGCCUGGUGGCACAUCUUCACAGGUCUGGGAUCCUACCUGCACAUACUUCUCAGCUUGCAGAUCAGGUCAACCUACCUCAAGUACAGACCAAAAGUAAAGUUUCUGUGUGGAGUCUGGCCCACAUUGCACAUUGAACCACAGAAGAUGAGCUGAAAUGAAGGGAUGGGAACCGACUGAAGGAUGGUGACUGUCAGAUCCAGACACCAUUGGCACAGGGACCUGUCAGUACCCCCCUGCCACUGCUGGGAAGCUGGCCUCCAGCUGGGGGGCCGGUGGACCCCAGGGCACCACCCCAGGGACCCUUCGGUUCUGCGCUGUGGGAAUUUACCAAUUACAGUAUAGCACUGAUUCCAGUUCUAAGAAAUGGAAGGUUUUUUUUAAAAAAAUUUAUUAGACUAGAUUUUCUGUAAUUUUAUUGAGGUGUAGUUAUUUUCUCAUAACUUUUCGAAACAAUGAAUGAGUGAUGUCGUCCAUUACAGUGGAAAUAUUGAAGGGGUUAUGAUGUUGGCUUGAUUGGAGCUUGGGAAAGGGGAAAAGAGUCAUUAAUUCAGAAUAUACAUUACAUUAUCAUUUUAUGUUCAAUCCAUUCAUUAUUUGAGUCUCCUAAGACUGAAUAUAUUAAAAUAGAUCCCUAAUGUCACUAAGUAUAGAUAAGACUAUUGCUUGUGGGUAGUUUUACAAAUAGCUGACGGAGGUCUACUUACAACACAGUGCUGCCAUCCCUUUUUACCAAGCAUCGUAUUGUUUUUGGAUGUGUUUGCUACAAAUGGCAUAGUAACUGCCAGCUAGAAGGUGAAAGUGAUACUGUGUUAUAGAAGCUCAGCUGUCUUGACUAGUUCCUCACUCAUUUGCUUGGCCACUGGCUUCACUUGCAUUAAGAUGUGCCACAACUGGAUUUAUUACUUGUUUAAAAAAUUGUGGUUUUCCACUGCCAAAAUUGCACUGGGAUCUAAAGAAGUCAUGUAAUGUCUGAGACAUUUUAAUGGUUUACCUAGCUAUAAACAAGGAAGAGAUGCAAUGUCGUUACUCAACAUCAUUACAAUAACUUUUAGUUUUGUUAACAGGGUUGAAUUUUUCCCAGAAACACAGGGCAAGUUGAUACACUUUUUACAUCUCCUGUUUCUGUGGACAGACAAGGCUUUUGCAGUGCUGAAGUGAUAAUCCACACUAAUUUGUACUCUGAGACGAACUUUGCAGCCUCCUUUCAAGCCCACAGGCGGGUGAGUGGAGUAGAAUCACAAUGAGCUUCCCUCUGGAUAUGUUACUUUAAGAAACUCCUUUGUUGAUCAGAAGCAACAGAGGUAUGCAGGAAAGCCCAUCAUCCAUCUAUAGCUGCUGUAGCCAGCUUGGACUGAAAUACAUUUAUAUGCUGAAAAUGAAACCAGUUUAUAAAGAUUGCCUGUUGAAGAAGCAAAUUUCUGUAAACUGUUAAAAUUCAAAGGACCAAGCGAAUGACUGGAACAUAUCUGAAUGACUGCAUAUAAUAAUAAUCUGCAGGAAACUGAGCACCAGACACAGCUAGUUCUGGGUAGUCUUUUUGUUUCCUGCUUCAUUCUAAUAAAGUGUCCCUUUAAUAUCCAAUGUCACAUUAGAGAACAGUAAUGUGGUUGACUGAAAACAGUUUUGAAGCUCCUUAUUUUUACUUAAACAUCUCAUACAAAACUACAUUUUAUUUAACACAUAUUUAUUACUCAUUUUUCUCUUUUACUUUUUAAUUCCAUGGCAUCAAGUUGUCGAGUCAAAUGGCACAUACUGUAAACACCUGAUGAAGGAAAUCUUUAUUGAACCACUAGGUGGCAUAAAUUUCCAGCUUAUUUCAGACAUUGCCAAGCAUGCCGCAGUGCAUUGAAGAACUACUAUCUACCUACUGUAGAACUCUUUGGAUCUUUGCCUCACAUACUGGAUUUGUGUUGUGAAAUGAAGGGCUUUUUAUUUACAAUGUUUGUGUUACUACUGUGAAAUGGUUGAUAUGUAGUGGAGACAUAGAAGCUGGUGCUGGAAGUAGCUGGUAAUUUAAAGGAUGCACAACAUUAUGGUCAUGUCCUGAACUGCUUUGUACACAUUUAUCUCCUGAGACAACACACGAUACAUUCAUUUGUCAUAAUACAUAAAUGCUAUGUCACUAACUGUCAUGCUUGGGUAGAAUGAGGGCAUAAACCCAGUCUUACAAAUAUUCAUAAGCACAAUGUAUGAAAGAAGUAUUAGCAUUGUCCAUAUGUCUGUGUGGAGUCCUCACUGUUUGUUAUCUUGAAUCUCUGCUCAUCAGUAGAGGUGAGCAGGAAUCAAAGAGGGUGCCUUAUUGUAAUCCUUGCAGUGUAAUCCAAGUUGCCUUGAUGUUCAUGACAAAGCAUUCUAUCUGUUCCUGGUGUGUUGCUAUGUGCCCCUGCCCUGAUUGUUAGCAGUGGAAGCAUCGGGAGGACAAACAAUAACAGCUUCUAAUGCAAAGUAUGUGCUUGACUCUUUGGCCUUCCAUUCAUUUCACGUGUCCAGCAACUUAGCUACAGGUUGUUCAGAUGAUGUUAACUGUAGACGCAAAAUGUGUUGAGGCCAGAAGAGAAAAUUCUGCCAAUGUUUUUUUUUUUUUGUUGAACUUUGGUCGUGUGCCAGUCUUUUAUGAUGCCCUGUGUUGUCCAAUAAAAUAAAAUGUGUCCAA
Molecule: messenger RNA, 3373 nt
Organism: Amphiprion ocellaris (clown anemonefish)
Lineage: Eukaryota; Metazoa; Chordata; Actinopteri; Pomacentridae
Gene: acer3
Product: alkaline ceramidase 3
Exons: 11
Coding region: 70-873 (267 amino acids)
Biological process (GO): ceramide metabolic process; phytosphingosine biosynthetic process
Cellular component (GO): endoplasmic reticulum membrane
Source: RefSeq, a predicted model, not a curated record